Molecule: messenger RNA, 2412 nt
Organism: Penicillium odoratum
Lineage: Eukaryota; Fungi; Ascomycota; Eurotiomycetes; Eurotiales; Aspergillaceae
Product: SWI/SNF chromatin-remodeling complex subunit SNF5
Exons: 2
Coding region: 1-2412 (803 amino acids)
Biological process (GO): chromatin remodeling; regulation of transcription by RNA polymerase II
Cellular component (GO): nuclear chromosome; nucleus; SWI/SNF complex
Molecular function (GO): transcription coregulator activity
Source: RefSeq, a predicted model, not a curated record
AUGACAUCCCCUGAAUUGGCAAGUGGCUCUGUCCCAUCAGAGUAUUUCACCGGCGAAUCUCAGCCUGGCGUGCAGAAUGGUUCCAGCGCGUUUGAAACCAGGCUUGGAGGAGAGGAUUCCGACCCGGGUACACAACCAUCUGCCAAUGGACAGGAGACCAAUAUACUUGAAGGCGGAAAGCAGAAUGCCAAAGCUAUGCUGGCAGCAUCUGGUGGAUCGGAUCCUAGUGAUGCCAAUGGCACUCCCCAGUCGAACGGUACAAGUAGCUCCGCGCAAAGUCGAAAAAGAUCUCGCGAUGGGUCUGUCGUGCAGCCUAGCGAUGUCUCAGGGACGAUGACCGUUCGAACACGAGAGACACCCGUCGAACAGAUUAUGAUAGAGAAUCUCGUCAACCGCGAGUUUGAAUAUUCGGCCGCAACUGCUUGGCAAACCACAAGCCAGGAGCUGCAGCGAGAGAAACGGAUGGAGCGUGAUUUUUACCUCCAACUUCGACGCGAAAACCAGACAAACCCCGCUGCGUUGUUUGGCGCAGGAUACGAAGGGUUUGGAAAUACCCGCACGGAUCUGCGAAACCACCCACCCCAGCUUUUGUACCCAGCCAAUCGACGUCGGCCUGGAAAUCGCAAGACUCGUGAACUUCGGGUCUCGCGUCGAGAUUUGAAGGUGCAGAACGAGCAGAUGGAUGACCUGGUGCCAAUCCGUUUAGAUAUUGACUGGGAGAAAGUCAAGAUUCGCGAUACUUUUACUUGGAAUUUACAUGACCGUGUUGUGUCACCAGACCUGUUUGCCGAGAAGCUGGUGGAGGAUCUGGGCCUUCCUAUGGAAACAUCUGGCCCCCUCAUGCGCCAGAUCUCGCAGAGCAUUCAGGAGCAGUUGAUGGACUACUAUCCACAAAUCUACAUGCACGAGGAGGCUCUUGACCCGCAUCUCCCCUACACCGCAUACCGAAACGAUGAGAUGCGUAUCCUGGUCAAGUUGAAUAUCACAAUUGGUCAGCAUACUCUCAUUGACCAAUUCGAGUGGGACAUCAACGAUCCACAAAAUUCUCCAGAGCAGUUUGCCAUACGGAUGACAGACGAUCUUUCUCUCUCUGGCGAGUUCACCACCGCUAUCGCUCAUUCCAUUCGUGAACAAUCGCAAAUGUUUACCAAGUCCCUCUACAUCGUUGCCCACCCCUUCGAUGGUCGCCCCAUCGAAGAUCCCGAUCUCAGCGCUUCCUUCCUACCAACUCCUGUAUCUUCCGCCUUCCGACCUUACCAAUCGGCAAAGGAACACACGCCUUACCUCUACGAACUGAAUGAGACAGAUCUCGAGCGAACUGAGAUUUCGAUAUCUCGGGAGCAGCGUCGCCAAAAACGAUCCAUAAACCGGCGUGGUGGACCUGCUCUACCAGACCUGAAGGACCGUCAACGUACGAUUCGCACGUUGAUUGUGUCUUCUGUCAUCCCCAACUCGGCAGCAUCCAUGGAAGAAAGCAACGUCAUAAAGCGCUCGGGAUCCGGUCGCCGUCGUGGUAUGGCGGGACAACGAGACGACGAUUCUGAUGAAUUUGAAAGUGAUGAUUCGGAUGAAGGUUCUCCAGCUAUUGGGCCAAAUCUUGCUCAAGGCACUGCUCGCACAAGAGGCAUGCGGGGAGCUGCCAGGGAAGCCCAUGCAGCCUUACGUGCCGGUUUGGGACACUCCGAAACCCCAGAGCCUGUACUCUACGAGCCGCGAGCGUCGGCUCGACGGCAACAAUACCGAGAAGAAAGCGAAGAAGAACCGGACAAGUUGAUCGUGAGGCUCAGAGUGUCACGUGACAGGUUGAUGGCUUUGAGAAACGGACAGCGAAUUGUAUCUCAAUCAUCCUUUAACAGGGCUGUAUCCAAUGCCUCAAUGGCACCUCCCUCCGAUAAGCAAGCUCGACUUCCUGGAAACAACCCCCCAAGGCCCCAGCAAACAGGAGCUGUUGACGCGCCGAACCCACCUCAGCCCGGCGUCCCUGCUCCCCCACCGCCUAGCUGGCUCGCGGCCGGACUUCAAGGGUUACAACAGGCCCACCCCAAUGACUCAUUCGAAGGAGUGAUGCGUUAUUCUGCCGUGGAUAUGGAAACUUUGGCCCCUGUGCCCAAUACCAACCAACUCCAACCUGGCCAAAAAAUCAAAUACCAGUACCUACCCAGAAUUCGGUGCCACGAUUGCCCCGGCAAGUUGUACACGCCUGGCCCCGGCAUGACUGUUGACAACUUUGAGGUUCACCUUCGCAACCGGCAGCACAAGGAACGUGUGGAGGAGCGUAUUUCUAAAAGUGCUAAUGCUCCUGCAAACCCCAAUCUGGGUAGUGCGAGUCCGGCCCCUGGUGCCCGUAUGUCGGCCAGUGCUAGUCCUGCAAUCUCUGGUGCCCCUUCUCCUGCUCUUGGACCUCGGCAUUGA